AUGAUGACGUGCAAAGCUAGUUUUCGCUGGGUGAAGAUUAUUGUGUCGAAAUGCAGCUCGUCGCGUGCCUGUCGCCUUCGCUCCGCCCGUCGCCUUCACUUCUCCCCUGUCGCCUUCACCCCCCCCCCCCCUCCCCCCCCCUCUUCCGUUGCCUUCAUUUCCCCCUCCCGUCGCCUUCACUUCCCCCUCUCGUCGCCUUUACUUCCCCCUCUCGUCGCCUUCAUUUCCUUCAUUUCCCCCUCCCGUCGCCUUCAUUUCCCCCUCCCGUCACCUUCACUUCCCUCUCUCGUCACCUUCACUUCCCCUCCCGUCGCCUUCAUUUCCCCCUCUCGUCGCCUUCAUUUCCCCCUCCCGUCGCCUUCAUUUCCCCCUCCCGUCGCCUUCACUCCCCCCUCCCGUCGCCAUCACUUCUCUCCCCCGAUGCCUUCGAUUCCCCCUCCCGUCGCCUUCCACGUCUGCCACAAUCGCUUCCCCCCCGUCACACUCGCUUCCCCACCCGUCACCUUCACUUCCCCUCCCAUUGCCUUUCACACUCUCCUGCUCACUCUCCUGCUCACUCUCUUCCCCGCUGCUCACUCGCUUCCCCCCUCCUCAAUCUCUUUCCCCCUGCUCACUCUCUUCCCCCCUGCUCACUCGCUUCCCCCCUCCUCAAUCUCUUUCCCCCUGCUCACUCUCUUCCCCCCUGCUCACUCGCUUCCCCCCUCCUCAUUCUCUUUCCCUCUGCUCACUCCCCUUGUUCUAACCCCACUUUCCCCAUUUCUCACCCAUUUUCCCCCUUCACGCUCUCCUACCCCCUCUGCUCGCCCCUGUUUUCCCUACUCACUCCUAUACUCACUCUCUCCCCCCCUGCUCACUCUCUUCCCCCCCUGCUCACUCUCUUUCCCCUUGCUCACUCUCUUUCCCCCUUCACGCUCUCUUUCCCUCCCUUCCGCCUGUUUCCCCCCUUCGUCACGCGCUCGUCCCCUCGCAAUCCCUGUCUCUCUCUCCCCCCGUCGCCCUCCCUUCCACUCCUCGUUGCCCUCGCCAUCCCUCCCUUCUCCCUUCCCAUCUCGCACACUUGUCACGCCCCCUUUCCAACCCGCACAUACACCCUUCCCUUCUUCCCUGUUUCCAUGUAUCCCCUGCGCUGCUUCCCCCCAUCCUCCAACUUGCUCCCCCCAUCCCCUUCCCUGCUUCCCCUCGUCCCCUCCCUUGCCUCUGCCCAUCCCCUUCCCUGCUUCCCCCCAACCCCUUCCCUGCUCCCCCCCAUCCCCUUCCCUGCUUUCCCCCUUCCCCUUCCCUGCUUCCCCCCGUCCCCUUCCCUCCUUCCCUCGUCCCCCUCCCAGCAUCCCCCCAUCCGCUUCCCUGCUCCCCCCCAUCCCCUUCCCUGCUCCCCCCCAUCCCCUUCCAUGCUUCCCCCCAUCUCCUUCCCUGCUUCCCCCUAUCGCCUUCCCUGCUCACCCUUUCUCCCUCUGUUUCUCCCUUGCUCCCUCCCCUUCUUCUCUGCUCACUCUCUUCCCCCUUGCUCAUUCUUUUUACUUCUGCUCACUCUGUUCCCCCUUGCUUCCUCUCUUCCCCUCUGUUCAAUCUGUCCCCCGCUGCUUCUUCUCUUCCCCUCUGCUCAUUCCGUUUACUGUCUUUCCCCCUUCACUCACCCCCAUACCCCCCAAUGCAGUUACAGGUGCCCAGCACCAGAUGUGGCUUUACGGCCUGAAAGGGGUGGGGCGGAAUGGGGUGGGGCAGAAAGGGGUGGGGUGGAAUGGAGUGGGGCAGAAAGGGGUGGGGCGGAAUGGGAUGGGGCGGAAUGGGGUGAGGCGGAUUGGGGAGAUGAGGGAUGGGGAGAUGAGGGAUGAGGAGAUGAGGGAUGGGGAGGUGUGUGAUGGGGAGGAGAGGGCUAGGGAGGAGAGGGCUGGGGAGGAGAGGGAUGGGGAGGUGAGGGAUGAGGAGAUGAGGGAUGGGGAGAUGAGGGAUGGGGAGAUGAGGAAUGGGGAGAUGAGGGAAGGGGAGAUGAGGAAUGGGGAGAUGAGGGAAGGGGAAAUGAACGUGUAUGCGACGGAAGGGUGCUGCUGA
Molecule: messenger RNA, 2049 nt
Organism: Closterium sp. NIES-65
Lineage: Eukaryota; Viridiplantae; Streptophyta; Zygnematophyceae; Desmidiales; Closteriaceae
Source: the annotation of a GenBank genome assembly